Molecule: messenger RNA, 1730 nt
Organism: Lycium barbarum (goji berry)
Lineage: Eukaryota; Viridiplantae; Streptophyta; Magnoliopsida; Solanales; Solanaceae
Product: nitrate reductase [NADH] 2-like
Exons: 4
Coding region: 64-1587 (507 amino acids)
Molecular function (GO): oxidoreductase activity; molybdopterin cofactor binding; molybdenum ion binding
Source: RefSeq, a predicted model, not a curated record
AGAAAGAAAUAUGCCCAACCUAGCUAUAUAUAGAGAGUGACCAAAGAAAGAGAUACCAAAAUCAUGCCAGGAUCUAUCCGAAAACAGAAACUCAAUAGUCACCUUGAACGGGGCAUACCACCCUUGCUCCGAACUAGCAGCUACACUUUCCUUCCUCCCUCUAACCACCUCUCUUUCCCAAAUAAUAUUCCAAACACAUCAAUUUUCCUUGACAAAUACUCAUCAAGUGAAGAUGACGAUGAUGAUGACGAAAAAAAUGAAUACGUUCAAAUGAUCAAGAAAGGAAAUUCAGAAUUAGAACCAUCAAUUCAUGACACUAGAGAUGAAGGAACCGCUGAUAAUUGGAUUGAACGUAACUUUUCCUUAAUACGUCUCACUGGUAAACACCCGUUUAACUCCGAACCACCUUUGGCUCGUCUCAUGCACCAUGGUUUUAUCACACCUGUCCCACUUCAUUACGUUCGUAACCACGGUCCGGUUCCCAAGGGUUCGUGGGGUGACUGGUCCGUGGAAGUUACUGGUCUGGUCAAACGCCCUAUGAAAUUCACAAUGGAUCAGUUGGUUAACGAGUUUCCAUCCAGGGAGUUGCCAGUUACGCUUGUAUGUGCCGGUAACCGAAGGAAAGAACAGAAUAUGGUUAAACAAACCAUUGGUUUUAACUGGGGUGCUGCUGCCGUUUCAACAACUUUAUGGCGCGGAGUACCUCUCCGCGCCCUGUUGAAACGGUGCGGCGUUUAUAGUAAGAAAAAAGGGGCACUUAACGUUUGUUUCGAGGGUGCGGAUAUGUUGCCUGGAGGUGGUGGUUCCAAGUAUGGUACGAGUAUUAAGAAGGAAUUUGCUAUGGAUCCGUCAAGGGAUAUAAUUGUAGCAUACAUGCAGAAUGGAGAAAUGUUGGCACCGGACCAUGGGUUUCCUGUAAGGAUGAUAAUUCCAGGAUUCAUUGGUGGAAGAAUGGUGAAAUGGUUGAAGAGAAUUGUGGUGACUACACAAGAAUCAGAGAGCUAUUAUCAUUACAAGGAUAAUCGAGUUCUCCCUCCCCAUGUUGAUGCUGAACUUGCUAACGCUGAAGCAUGGUGGUACAAGCCAGAAUACAUCAUCAAUGAGCUGAACAUCAACUCUAUUAUUACAACGCCUAGUCAUCGAGAGAUUUUGCCUAUCAAAACGUGGACAACUCGCCAUCCUUACAUGUUGAGGGGCUACGCUUAUUCGGGUGGAGGGAACAAAGUAACACGUGUAGAAGUGACAAUGGAUGGAGGAGAAACGUGGCGUGUGCGCACACUAGAUCACUCAGAGAAGCCCACAAAGUAUGGCAAGUAUUGGUGCUGGUGCUUUUGGUCACUUGAAGUUGAGGUGCUUGACUUGCUUAGUGCCAAAGAAAUUGCUGUGAGAGCUUGGGAUGAGACCCUCAACACCCAACCCGAGAACCUUAUUUGGAAUGUCAUGGGAAUGAUGAACAACUGCUGGUUUCGAGUGAAGACCAAUGUGGGCAAACCUCCCAAAGGAGAGAUUGGUAUAAUGUUUGAGCACCCGACCCAACCUGGAAACAAAACCGGUGGGUGGAUGAGAAACCGGAGAGGCUCAACAUAAACAUUACUAAAGGAGAGUGUCUCAUCUCGUUUACGGAUUCACGUAAAUUCAAUAGCUUUUAUCCUAUUAGUGUAUAUAAUAAGAAAUCUAUUAAGUAUUUAUAUUAACUUAAGAUCAUUAUAAAAACUCAUAAACUUCAAAUA